CAACGUGGCGGCUGAAUAAUGCAGCAGGCGUCAAGUAGUGUGGCGUUUUGUAAGAUAUUCGUAAAUAGUUAAAUUAAGUGUUACUAAAUGUCAGUGUAAUUUUUAUGACUUAUAGUUAAUAUGAGUAGGUAUUACGAUUACGGUAACGCGAUAUCAUGUUGACAUGAGAUGGUCGCUCAUCAACAAUGGUUAAAACACGAUCUUCAGCGAGGGUAGGAAAUGCGGCACCGGCACCCUCGGAAAAUGGCAACUCGUCCGAACUUAGAUCGCGGCUCAAAGCUACCGAAAACGGACGUUCACAUAAGAACAACAACUCUAGGAACAACCAGGCACUAGGGUCGAGCGGCGUACCGGGCGGUGGCUCGCAGGGUAAGGACCCGCUAGCGCCGGGUCUGGCGUCGCAGCGCAACCUAUACCAGCACCCCGCCGUGAGUGGGUACAACACGGACUCGCGCGCGCAGGGCAUGCCGGUCACUGCACGACAAAACAUGUACGCGGGCGGCAUGUACCACGGGUACGGCACGCCGGGCGCCGCGCUGGCGCCCAUGCCGUCGCCCUCCCCCACCGCCCCGCUGCCGCCCUACCCCGUGCACCCAGACGUUAAGUUCAAGAAAUUGCCUUUUUACGACGUGAUGGCAGAGCUGAUGAAGCCGACCACAAUGAUGCCGACACAAGCGGGCCGCAUGCAAGAGGGCGCCUACCAGUUCCACCUCACUCCCGCGCAGGCCACCGACAUCGCCUGCGGCAAGGACAUCAUCGGCACCAGCAACAAACUAGACUACGUUAUACAGGCCCAAUUGAGGUUUUGCCUUCUGGAGACAACAUGUGAACAAGAAGACUGCUUCCCGCCAAGUGUUAAUGUUAAAGUCAACAACAAAAUGUGUCCAUUGCCAAACCCUAUCCCGACCAACAAGCCGACCCCGGAGCCGAAGCGGCCGCCGCGGCCCGUCAACAUCUCCUCGCUGGUGAAGCUGUGUCCCACCGUUGCCAAUACAGUCCAGGUGACGUGGGCGUCGGACUUCACGCGCGCAUACGUGCUCAGCGUGUUUCUGGUUCGCAAGCUGACCUCCGCCGAGCUGCUGCUCCGGCUCAAAAAUAAGGGCACCAAGAACCCCGACUACACGCGCUCGCUCAUAAAAGAGAAGCUGUCGGAGGACUACGACAGCGAGAUCGCGACGACAUCCCUCCGCGUGUCCCUCAUGUGCCCGCUCGGCAAGAUGCGCAUGUCGUGCCCGUGUCGCCCCGCCAACUGCGCGCACCUGCAGUGCUUCGACGCCUCGCUGUUCCUGCAGAUGAACGAGCGCAAGCCCACGUGGGUGUGCCCCGUGUGCGACCGGCCCGCGCUCUACGACUCGCUGGUGGUGGACGGAUACUUCCAAGAGGUGCUGACGUCGCCGCGGCUGGCCGGCGACUGCAACGAGAUCCAGCUGCACGCGGACGGCAGCUGGUCCGCGCACGCGCCGCCCGCGCGCGCGCCGCAGGCCGCGCAGCCCGCCGCCGAGCCCGUCACGCUCAUCGCCGACGACUUGGAGGUGAUACCAGUGGAAGGAAACGGCAGUAACGCCAAACGCGCGGCAGUCGGGGAGAACCGAACGCCAAAAGCCACAGAGGUCCUCGUGGACCUGACUUCGGACUCCGAGGACGAGCUGCCGUUGAAGCGGAAGGUGCCGCAGCCCAAAACCACGCCGCCGGCCGAGGUCACCGUCAAGACUGAUGAUACGUAUUCGUCUUCCAAUGGCGUGGAGGCGGUGUCGUCGUCGGGCUACCGGUCGCCGGGCGGGGGCGGGGGCGGCGGCGGCGGCGGCGGCGCGGGGAGCGCGGUGAUCUCGCUGGACUCGCCGUCGCCGCCCGCGCCCGCCUCGCCCGCCGCCGCCGACCCGCUGCCCGACACCACGCCGCCGCACCUCUCCAUCACGCCCGUCGACCAGUGCACCAGCAACAACAGCGAGCGUGAGGAGGGCGAGGCGGCGCCGGCGCACUGGGCGCCCUACGCCGACUCGGACCGGGACUCGCAUGACUCAUAUAGAAGGUACUGACUGAGGGAGAAGAGUGGCCGCCGCUCGUACGCCAGCGGCCACUCGUCGGACGAGGAGCACGAGCCCGGCUACCCCGAGGUGCCCGUGCUGCCCGCGCAGUAGCCGCCGUGGCUCGCCAGGACUACUGCCGCGCCACGCCAAACGAACUCUACUUCUGUAUGACGCACCAGCGGAAACGUGCGGAUAUCUUCAUACAAUCCUGGGGAACGUUGUUUGUUGGAAGUUACGUUCGUGAAAAAAUUACCUGUAAAGUUUCGCACUUGUCAUUUUGAACGUAAAUUCAAUUAUUAUUUAAUUAUAUUGUAGGAGCGCCAUUUCGAACGUUGACAGUAUCUACAUCUUUAAAUCUAAACAAGUAACGGACCAAUCAAUAUUAAAUGUGGCGCCGGCAUCUAACAUCUCAGCUGAUAGUGAAACUAUACAGGUUUUUAACGGACUUAACUCUGAUUCUCAGUGGUUUGUUCAACUCAACCAUCAGUGGAUGCUGGUGAAAAAUCUUCCUCGAGUUAUGAUGUCAGUUUAAACAAGAGACUAUUUGUGUUGGUAUUGCAGUGAUGUGAAAUAUCACAUGGACUGAAUUAAUUGUAAUGUUUGUCCCGACUGAAAGACAUUGGGAGGUUUAGUGUAGUAUCUAUUAUUAAAUUUUAGUUAAUCAUUUAGUACAGGAUGCAAGUUCCAUCGCACGGUUACGCAGGUUUUCUACUUUUGCAUUACCUUAUUUAUUACCAAAUAUUAAAAAAUGAUUCUUGUACCUUAAAAUCUAAGUAAGGCUUAGGCUAGUCUUAUGGUCGCACUCGGGUUCUGUUUGCUGCUUAUUGCGAUCGUUGUGAGAGUGGAAGUACCAUUUUCAUUUUUGAUUUGCUCAAUUUUUUGAGCUUACCCUUUAAUGUUAAUACUAAAAUGAAAUUAUUUAUAUUAUUUCUUGUAGACCUGUAUGAUACGAAGUUUAAAGGAUGUGUGAUCUUAUUCGCCAAAAAUGAUGGCAUAAACCGACACAAUCAUUGACUAUUUUCAACUCCAAUUUGUUUUGACUGUGAACAAUUCAGUAAUAAUUAAGGGUUUAGAAUUGCCAAUAAUUAUUUUUCUAAACAUCUCUUAUCACGAUUACGUUGUCUCGACGAUGUUAAUAGAUCCAAUCACCUAAUAUUUAUUAUAAGGUUUAGAAUAAUUUACGGUGAAUAUCAGACACUCCAUUAUGAAAUGUAGUGUUAGAAGCUUAUUGCGUUGCGAUCACUACUGUAAGAUAAAUUAAAAUAAAUGUAAAUAAUUCAGGUAAAA
This is a messenger RNA of Cydia pomonella (codling moth), 3314 nucleotides long. It is a transcript of the gene Su(var)2-10, whose product is annotated as E3 SUMO-protein ligase PIAS3. Bases 186 to 2036 code for a protein of 616 amino acids. Gene Ontology annotation, biological process: protein sumoylation; regulation of transcription by RNA polymerase II. Gene Ontology annotation, molecular function: transcription coregulator activity; zinc ion binding; SUMO ligase activity. The transcript is spliced from 14 exons. The record is from RefSeq and is a predicted model, not a curated record. NCBI's taxonomy places the organism in Eukaryota, Metazoa, Arthropoda, Insecta, Lepidoptera, Tortricidae.